Populus euphratica (Euphrates poplar) is the source of this 1861-nucleotide messenger RNA. It is a transcript of the gene UBP7, whose product is annotated as ubiquitin carboxyl-terminal hydrolase. The transcript has 18 exons. NCBI's taxonomy places the organism in Eukaryota, Viridiplantae, Streptophyta, Magnoliopsida, Malpighiales, Salicaceae. Gene Ontology annotation, molecular function: protein binding; proteasome binding; cysteine-type deubiquitinase activity. The record is from RefSeq and is a predicted model, not a curated record. The coding region runs from base 158 to 1606 and encodes 482 amino acids. Gene Ontology annotation, biological process: proteasome-mediated ubiquitin-dependent protein catabolic process; regulation of proteasomal protein catabolic process; protein deubiquitination.
CAGACCCGAAAUCUCCUUCCUUAAAGCAAAACAAGCAAGUAAAUCCAAGAAUGAAACCCUUAAAAUUCACGAAGCUGAGAGGUGUCCUUCUGCUCAAGCAAACUCGAACAUAAAAGAAAAAAUUGAAAAAGUAUACACCAUCAGAAACCCAUCAACCAUGUUGACAGUGAGUGUAAAAUGGCUAAAGGAGGUGUUUCCAAAAGUGGAAAUUGACACAAGCCAGCCCCCUUACGUUUUCAAAUGCCAGCUGUAUGAUUUGACUGGAGUGCCCCCCGAGAGGCAGAAGAUCAUGGUUAAGGGUGGUUUGUUGAAGGAUGAUGCUGAUUGGGCAACGUUAGGAGUGAAGGAGGGACAAAAAAUGAUGAUGAUGGGCACCGCUGAUGAGAUUGUGAAGGCCCCAGAGAAAGGCCCUAUUUUUAUGGAAGAUCUUCCAGAAGAAGAACAAGUGGUUGCUCUGGGCCACACAGCUGGCCUUUUUAAUCUAGGGAACACUUGCUACAUGAACUCGACAGUACAAUGCUUGCAUUCUGUUCCAGAGUUGAAGUCUGCUUUAUCCAACUAUCCAUCUCAAAAAAGCAGUGAUCUGGAUCAGACAUCUCAUAUGCUGACAGCUGCAACUCGAGAACUAUUUAAUGAGCUCGAUAAAAGUGUCAAGCCUGUGGCACCUAUGCAGUUCUGGAUGGUAUUGCGCAAAAAGUAUCCACAAUUUGGCCAGUUGCAUAAUGGAGUCUACAUGCAGCAGGAUGCUGAAGAAUGUUGGACACAGCUUUUAUACACCCUCUCACAGUCACUUAGAUCACCGAGUCCCAGUCAAAAUCCAGAUACAAUUAAGGAACUUUUUGGCAUUGAACUUGUAAGCAGGGUACAUUGCCAAGAAAGUGGUGAAGAAAGCUCAGAGACAGAAUCAGUUUACUCACUGAAGUGCCACAUAUCUCAAGAGGUGAACCAUUUGCAUGAAGGGCUGAAGCAUGGUUUGAAGUCUGAAUUGGAGAAGGCUUCUCCUUCCUUGGGCCGUAGUGCAAUUUACCUGAAAGAGUCCUGUAUUAAUGCCUUGCCGAGGUACCUAACUGUUCAGUUUGUUCGUUUUUUCUGGAAGAGGGAAUCAAAUCAAAAGGCUAAGAUUUUACGGAAAGUGGAUUACCCAUUGGAACUGGAUGUAUACGAUUUUUGCUCAGAUGAUCUUCGCAAAAAAUUAGAAGCACCUCGCCAGAUUUUAAGAGAUGAGGAGGGUAAAAAGGCUGGUUUGAAAGCCACAGUGAAGAGCUCUAGCUCAAAGGACAAUGAUGCCAAGAUGACUGAUGUGGAGGGACCAUCAAAUGAGAGUGUAAAAACAUCAAAUUCUACCUCUGGAGAAGGUGGUUCUUCAGACAAAGAAUCACAUUUAACUGGAAUAUAUGAUUUGGUUGCUGUGCUUACCCACAAGGGAAGGAGUGCUGAUUCAGGGCAUUAUGUUGCAUGGGUCAAGCAAGAAAGUGGGAAAUGGAUUGAGUAUGAUGAUGAUAAUCCUAUUCCACAACGAGAGGAAGAUAUAACUAAGCUCUCUGGAGGAGGUGAUUGGCAUAUGGCAUACAUUUGUAUGUACAAGGCACGAGCUUUCCCAGUGUAAUUUUUGUAAUCCCAUCAUCUUUAUAUUCAACAAGUCACCACAGGAUUUAUUUGUAGAUCCAGAUUGUGAAUUGGACAACAGAGUUUUACAGAAUUGGAUUUGUUGUACUUUAGAAGUUGUCUUAAGCAUGUGUUAUGACCACCUGCAAUAAUUAAUUGGCUGUGAAUUUUCUUACAAUGAGUUUCUUUUCAGUUUAAUCUCAUGUCAGUUCCUGGUGACUUAUGGAAUGAAAAUAGAAUUUUUAUUGUUUGGCAA